CGCGGGAGAAGAGGAAGAGCAAGAUGUCGAGGGAGGAGUUGAGGUCGAGGAAGAAGUUGAGGCCGAGGGAGAGGUUGAGGGUGAAGAAAUGGUCGACGAAGAUGCAGAGAGCGAUAAUCCUUUCGAAGACCCACAUUCUCUCGAUCGACAACGCCUUGAUGAUCGCCCCAUGCUUUCAUCGUCCUCGUCACCUAUUCGUCCACACCCAGAUAGGUACGAAGACUAGGACCUAAAUACCUUCGAUAUGGGUUCUGAGGGUGCGGCCAACAGUGACGAUAAGGACCAGCAAAUCGUUGCCGCAAGGAAAUCACAGGGACAUCGAGCGGGAGCAUAUGUAAAUCCCAGGGAACCUCAAUCUCCACAUCAACCACAGAUGUCUCCUCCCGUCUUCUCUCCCGUCGCAAGCACUGCUCAGUCGACUGACGUUGGAGCUCUUCUGAUAGAGCAACGUUGUCAAUCGACCGGGCCACAAGAUCAGCCAACCAGGUCACUGAGUAGUCUCAUUGCUCGGCAACAAGAGCUAUUCCGCAAGGAAGACGAGAAGAAGCAACGGAUGAUGCAGUCGCACGCGCGACCACAGCAACAGGGAAAAGCAGGUGCCAAUAAGUCAAUCGCACCCAAGCCCUCAACACAAUCUUCUGUGCUUGGCUUGCGGUCUACUCCUACCUACAAACAAUCGAGUUCAUCUCUCUCUGGGAUUCAACAACCCCCGAUGUCACCACCUCCACUGCCUAUGCAGGCUUCGUCGUCGAAGGAUGUCCAGUCCUCGAUGCCGAGGGAGUCUGGGUCACCUGCCUCACAGCAACAUUCUUCGAGUGGCUCUAGCCAAACCACCCCUCGUAUAGAUUGGAUUAGCAGGUGGCAACCAGACGAAAUCAUUCGCGAAGAUGUGGGCACUAACACUUCUCCCGUCUUGACGAAUGAGUUCGAUGGAAUCAUCUGUGCGAUAAUUCUGGUCCGCGUCGAACAGAUCGACUGUAAUACGGUUAUAUCCGCUGAACAGUAUCUUCUUUUAUCACUUGAUAUUGUCUGCUCCUUCAUGCGUGAGUUGCUGACUAUGUUAUUUUCAAGUUCUGUGCCAGUGAAAAUAAGAAAGUGGGUUUUCUGCUCUCUUCCGCUCAGCAUGAACCAACGAUUACAAUGUAUAAGAGUGAGGAGGCACACAAAGCAAGACUGUAAUUCUUGCUGAAGAACCUGGAAUUGUCUGGCAAUAACUCACUGAAAAGCAUGUCAAGCGUGGUAAAUAGCGAUUGAGGCGAUUGGCGAGGAAGAAAGCUGGAGAUUGAGAUAGUUGAAUAAGGAAAAAGACCCUGUGAGAGUUCAGAAGGCAUGG
Molecule: messenger RNA, 1333 nt
Organism: Mollisia scopiformis
Lineage: Eukaryota; Fungi; Ascomycota; Leotiomycetes; Helotiales; Mollisiaceae
Exons: 1
Coding region: 245-1189 (314 amino acids)
Source: RefSeq, a predicted model, not a curated record